AUGACGUUCCCACCGCAUAAGCGCCAAAAGCGCGAAGAAUAUCGCCAGGCGCAGACGCAGGCAGCGCAGAAGGAGAGCACGGAGAUUAAGAUGCCAAAGAAGAGAUUCUACAGACAGAGAGCGCAUGCGAAUCCGUUUUCGGAUCAUAUGUUGGAUUAUCCCCUUAGUCCUGCACAUAUGGAUUGGGCAUCACAUUUUCCGGCUUUCGUGGAUCCGAAUCCGGAUAAGAAGAACGAAGGUGGUUUCAGACAGUUAGUGAAGGAUGUUGAGGUCGUUGAUAUUGGAUGUGGUUUCGGUGGGUUGUUGGCUGGUCUUGCGCCCGUCUUGCCGGAUACCUUGAUUGUCGGCAUGGAAAUCCGCAUCUCUGUCCUCGAAUACGUCACAGGACGCAUCCAGGUCCUUCGCUCGCAGAGCGAACAAGCACAGAAAAUAUCCUCCUCUCCAGCUCCAGCACAAGCACAGGCCUCUUCCUCCACAUCCUCUCCCUCCCCCUCCGUAUCAUCAACGACAAUCACUGCCCCCGUUCCAGGCGGGUACCAGAACGUCUCCGCUCUGCGAACCAACACGAUGAAAUUCCUCCCCAACUUCUUCGCCCGCGCACAACUCUCCAAGAUCUUCAUCUGUUUCCCCGAUCCGCACUUCAAGGCUAGAAAACACAAGGCGCGCAUCGUCUCUCCGGCUCUGAACGCCGAAUAUGCCUAUGUGCUACGGCCCGGUGGUCUGUUGUACACCAUCACUGAUGUGGAGGAUUAUCAUAAUUGGAUUCUGAAGCACUUUGAGAAAUCCGAUGAGCGGGAAGGGAAUAGUGAUACGGGAGUUAAAGAACUCUGGGAGAGGGUGUCGGAUGAGGAGUUGAAGGAUGAUCCGUGCGUGAGGAUUAUGAGCGAAGAGACGGAAGAGUCUAAGAAGGUCACGAGGAAUAAGGGGAAUAAGUACGUUGCGGUAUUCAGGAGGAAGGCUAAUCCGGAAUGGCCGGCUUGA
Paecilomyces variotii is the source of this 981-nucleotide messenger RNA. RefSeq names its product methyltransferase-like protein 1. Bases 1 to 981 code for a protein of 326 amino acids. Gene Ontology annotation, biological process: tRNA methylation; RNA (guanine-N7)-methylation. The transcript has 4 exons. Gene Ontology annotation, molecular function: tRNA (guanine(46)-N7)-methyltransferase activity. The record is from RefSeq and is a predicted model, not a curated record. NCBI's taxonomy places the organism in Eukaryota, Fungi, Ascomycota, Eurotiomycetes, Eurotiales, Thermoascaceae. Gene Ontology annotation, cellular component: tRNA methyltransferase complex.